UGAAUAUUCAUAAGCUGUCUGUUUUGUGGGUGGAACAUUUUAUCCGUGUACGCUGGUUUAUGGAUAAGUGUAAUUGUAUUUACACUCUCAGUAUAUCCUGUGUAUAACAACACAGUUAACUUUAUCUUUACAGUAAAUAUGAGACUAAGAGGAUGAUGCUACUUUGGUUAUUCCUGUUGUUUAUGACUUAUAUUUUUCCAUCGAAUUCGUUUACAGGAUUUCACAUAGAGCCAUCAAACAAAAAACAACCGGAGGGUGGAAUAGUUUAUUUCAAUUGUAUGGUGGUUGGUCUUGACAAUUUGGAAUACGUUUCAUGGAUUCAUGAUGGUCAGAAAAUUAGUAAAGAUGGAACAAUCACUGACAAAGAUAUAGACGAUCGGUAUAUAGUUGAUAGUAAUAUUUUGCUUGGAACAUUUAAUUUGCAUAUACGAAACAUUCAACGAAAUGAUAAGGGGGAAUUUGUAUGUACUGUGUUUAAGCAUGAUGACCAGUUGAUUGCCGAGUCGCAGCCAGCAAACCUAACAGUUCUUCAGAUUCCUCGACAACAUUAUCCAAUUUGUUCUCCUAUCGCAGUAAGUUAUGUUUCUGGACAAAAUAUUGAUUUCACAUGUAGAUCCGAAAUAACAGACCCUCUUGUGCACUUGAAAUGGAAACGGAAUAAUGUUUACGUUACGUCACAAGUUGAAGAAAAUAUCGAUGCAGAUUACAUAGUUUCAUAUUCAAUAGUAGCCAGUGAAAGCGAUAAGGGUUCCAUACUUACAUGUGAAUUGACAACUUCUGCAAAUUCAGCUAUUCGACGGAAUUGUACUAGUGGACCAAUCAACAUCCUGUAUGCUCCACACGUGCGUAUAGAACAAACAGAUGUUGUCGUGCUCGGAAAAGAAGCUAUUUUCAUUUGCUACAGUGAUUCAAAUCCAGCAGAAGUAACAUUUGAAUGGGUAUUUAAUCCACCACUCGAUGAAAGCAUGUUUAUUUUAGAAAAUGAACGUAUUUUGAGAAUUUCCAAUAUAAAAGUAUUUUUAAAUGGUUCAUUAAUUGAAUGCAAAGUAAAACAUUCUAUUGGAAGUCGGUCACAAACUUUAAGAAUUAAUAUUCUUAAUUCAAAAACAGUUAAAAUCCAAUCAAAAACGGAAAAAGUAAAAUCAGGAAAUGUCGACAUAGAAACAGAAAACGAUAAUACCAAAAGUAAACAUGAAAGGUUACAGACCAUCGCUCCUGGAAUAAAGAAGAACACAGGUAAUGAUUUCUCAAUAUCACUAAUUGUUGCUAUUGCAGUGGCAUGCAUUGUAGUUAUAUUGGGGUUAGCUUUAAUACCUGUCGGAUACAUGAGAUAUUCACGCAGACAGCCUAGUGAUACCGUCAGUAGAGGAAGACCAGUUUCUAUACCUGAUGUAUACUUUGAGCCUAAGGAUCAUGUGGAUCCUAUGCUACCACAGUUAGGCUUAGCAGCUCCGUGGAUGAGGACAGUAGGAGUUCAAGUUCCUGGUGAAUGUGAAUAUGAUGUGACGUAUACACAAUUGUCACCACAGUCACGUCAGGCCUACUACUCACAAAGGAUGUACACGGCAGCAUCGCUUUAAGUUUUCUUUUUUUUUUUUAACAGCGCAACUAAAACCGGUAACUUAAAAUUAUAUUUCGUUGUCUAACUGUUAUUUGAACAUGAAUAUUCAUCAGCGUACUUUCUGGGUGUAACAUUUUAUCUGUGUGCAGUAUGUCGGUUUUUUAAUUGAAGUGCAGACGUAUAUACAUUAUUUUUAUCUCUCACUACAAAUAUGUGACUUAUGAUUAUGAGAAUAUUGAUAUGAUGCAGUUUUUUUUGCUUUUAUUGUUCGUGACUUCCAUUUAUCAAUCGAAUGCCUUUACCGGUUUUCAUGAGGAGCCGCAGAGCGACAAGCAACCUGAGGGUGGAAUCGUUUUUUUCAUGUGCAUGGUUGUUGGCCUUAGCGAUGUGGAAUACGUUUCUUGGAAUCAUAAUGGUAAGAAAAUAAGUAAAGAUGGACAAAUCAUUGAUAAAACUGUUGACGAACGAUAUAUGAUAGAUAGCAACCGAUUGGUUGGUACAUUUAUUUUGCAUAUUUGGAACAUUCAACGAAAAGAUAAAGGACAGUUUGUAUGUUCUGUGUUUAACGGCGAAAACCAGAUGGUGGCCGAGUCGCAGACAGCAAACUUAACAGUGCUUCAAAUUCCCCAAGAACACUAUCCUAUUUGCUCUCCUAUCGCAUCAAGCUAUGUUUCUGGACGAAAUAUUGAUUUUAUGUGUAGAUCCGAAAUAACAGACCCUCCCGUACAAUUAAAAUGGAAACGUAAUUAUGUUGUUGUUACGUCACAAGCUGAAUCAAAUAUCGGUGCAGAUUACAUAGUUUCAUAUUCAAUAGUAGCCAGUGAAAUCGAUAAGGGUUCCAUAUUUACAUGUGAAUUGACAACUUCUGCCAAUUCAGCUAUUCGAAGGAAUUGUACUGUUGGACCAAUCAACAUCCUAUAUGCUCCACACGUGCGUAUCGAACAAACCGAUGUUGUCGUGCUCGGGCAAGAAGCCAUAUUCAUUUGCUACAGUGAUUCAAAUCCAGCAGAAGUAACAUUCGAAUGGGUAGUUGAUCCACCACUCGACGAAAGCAUGUAUAUUUUAGAAAAUGAACGUAUUUUGAGAAUUUCCAAUAUACAAGAAUUUUUAAAUGGUUCAUUAAUUGAAUGCAAGGUAACCAAUUCUAUUGGAAGUCGGUCACAAACUUUAAGAAUUAAUAUUUUCAAUUCAAAAACAGUUAAAAUUCAAUCAAAAACGGAAAAAGUAAAAUCAGGAAAUGACGACAUAGAAACAGAAAACGAUAAUUCCAAAAGUAAAUAUGAAAGGUUACAGACCAUCGCUCCUGGAAUAAAGAAGAAUACAGGUAAUGAUUUCUCAAUAUCCCUAAUCGUUGCCAUUGCAGUAGCAUGUAUUGUAGUUAUCUUGGGCUUAGCUUUAAUACCUGUCGGAUACAUGAGAUAUUCACGCAGACAGCCUAGUGAUACCGUCAGUAGGGGAAGACCAGUUUCUAUACCUGAUGUAUACUUUGAGCCUAAGGAUCACGUGGAUCCUAUGCUACCACAGUUAGGCUUAUCAGCUCCGUGGAUGAGGACUGUAGGAGUUCAAGUUCCUGGUGAAUGUGAAUAUGACGUGACGUAUACACAAGUGUCGCCACAGUCACGUCAAGCGUACUAUUCACAAAGAAUGUACACACCAGCUUCACUUUAAGUUCUCCUAUUUGACAAAACGCAUCAAGAACCAUAAAUUCUCUAAGACAUAUUAACUGCACUGUAUAUAUUUUAGCAUAAUAAUUCAUUAAUCAUGUUUGUAGAUGGAGUAUUAUUUUAUUUGUGUAUGCUGGUUUUUCUAGCGAAGAACAACGCAAAAAACACAUCGAUCUUUCUGUUACUUUACAACAAAAUAUCACACAAUUAAUCUUCAUUGUAAACACGUGAAUAAAUAACAUGAUGAACGUUUUUGUUGUUUGUUACUUAAAUUAAUUUUCAUCGAGUACUUUUACAGGAUUUGAUUUGACCCACUAAACAACAUGUAACUAGAGGGUAAAGAACUAUUUCAACUUUAUGAUGGCUUGUCGUAACGAUGUAGAAAUGUAGAACAUGUUUCGAAGAUUAAUAAUGGUGAAAAUAAUUAGUAGCUAUGGAAGAAUUAUUUAAUAUGAUAUAGCAGUAUAUGGUACAGAACAAUUUAUUUUGUUUAUUGUAUUUGUAUAUUGAAAUAUUAAAAAUUA
Anneissia japonica is the source of this 3749-nucleotide messenger RNA. RefSeq lists its product as uncharacterized. The record is from RefSeq and is a predicted model, not a curated record. NCBI's taxonomy places the organism in Eukaryota, Metazoa, Echinodermata, Crinoidea, Comatulida, Comatulidae. The coding region runs from base 1802 to 3229 and encodes 475 amino acids. The transcript has a single exon.